Sorex fumeus (smoky shrew) is the source of this 2998-nucleotide messenger RNA. RefSeq names its product kinesin family member 11 (gene KIF11). Gene Ontology annotation, biological process: microtubule-based movement; mitotic spindle assembly. Gene Ontology annotation, cellular component: nucleus; spindle microtubule. The record is from RefSeq and is a predicted model, not a curated record. Gene Ontology annotation, molecular function: microtubule binding; plus-end-directed microtubule motor activity; ATP binding. The transcript is spliced from 19 exons. NCBI's taxonomy places the organism in Eukaryota, Metazoa, Chordata, Mammalia, Eulipotyphla, Soricidae. Bases 28 to 2736 code for a protein of 902 amino acids.
CAAACUGGCACCGGAAAAACCUUUACAAUGGAAGGUGAAAGGUCACCUAAUGGAGAGUAUACUUGGGAGGAGGAUCCCUUGGCUGGCAUAAUUCCACGUACUCUUCAUCAAAUUUUUGAGAAACUUAAUAAUAAUGGCACUGAAUUUUCCGUCAAAGUAUCCCUGUUGGAAAUCUAUAAUGAGGAACUCUUUGAUCUACUUAACCCAUCUUCUGAUGUGUCUGAGAGAUUGCAGAUGUUUGAUGACCCCCGUAACAAGAGGGGAGUAAUAAUCAAAGGUUUGGAAGAGAUUACAGUACACAACAAGGAUGAAGUUUAUCAAAUUUUGGAGAAAGGUGCAGCUAAAAGGACCACUGCAGCAACACUGAUGAAUGCAUACUCUAGUCGUUCCCAUUCAGUCUUCUCUGUUACAAUCCAUAUGAAAGAAACUACUAUCGAUGGAGAGGAGCUUGUGAAAAUUGGGAAGUUGAAUUUGGUUGAUCUUGCAGGAAGUGAAAACAUUGGCCGUUCUGGAGCAGUUGAUAAGAGAGCUCGGGAAGCUGGAAAUAUCAAUCAGUCUCUGUUGACUUUGGGAAGAGUUAUUACUGCUCUCGUAGAAAGAACACCUCAUGUUCCUUAUCGAGAAUCUAAGCUAACUAGAAUCCUACAGGAUUCUCUUGGGGGCCGUACGAAAACAUCUAUCAUUGCAACAAUUUCCCCUGCAUCUCUCAAUCUUGAGGAAACACUGAGCACAUUGGAAUAUGCUCAUAGAGCAAAGAACAUACUGAAUAAGCCUGAAGUCAACCAGAAACUCACCAAAAAAGCUCUUAUUAAGGAAUAUACAGAAGAGAUAGAGCGUCUGAAACGAGAUCUUGCUGCGACCCGCGAGAAAAAUGGAGUGUACCUUUCAGAAGAAAAUUUCAAAGUCAUGAGUGAAAAACUAACAGUUCAAGAAGAACAGAUUGUAGAAUCGAUGGAAAAAAUUGGUGCAUUAGAGGAGGAACUAAGCAAGGUUACAGAAUUGUUUAUAAAUCAUAAAAACGAGCUUGAUCAGUGUAAAUCUGACCUGGAAAAUAAGGCAUGGGAACUUGAAACCACUCAAAAACACUUAGAAGAAACUAAAUUACAUCUUGUUGAAGAAACUUAUAUCACCUCAGUUUUGGAAAAUACCGAGGAAAAACUUCAUGAUACUGCCAGCAAGUUGCUUAACACAGUUGAAGAAACUACAAAAGAUGUUUCUGGCCUCCAUUUCAAGUUGGAUCGUAUGAAGGCAAUUGAUGAGCACAAUGCACAAGUUCAGGAUGUUUUUGGCAAAAACCUGAAUAGUCUGUUUAAUAAUAUGGAAGAAUUGCUUAAGAAUGGCAGCUCCAAACAAAAGAUCAUACUUGACUGUCACAAGGUCCUGUUUGGUAACCUGCUAUCUUCCAGUGUUUCUGCAUUAGACACCAUUGCUACAACAGCACUUGGAUCUCUCACAUCUAUUCCAGAAAAUGUGUCUGCACAUAUUUCUCAGAUUUCUGAUAUGAUAUUGAAAGAACAGUCAUUGGCAGCGGAAAGUAAAACUGUACUUCAGAUGUUGAUUGGUGAACUCAAGACUGAGCUUCAAAGUUCGCUGAAAACAUUUUUAUCCCCUACUGUGUCGUCAGUACUGAAGAUCAAUAGUCAACUAAUGAAUAUUUUCAAGACUUCAUUGACACUGACUGAUAAGGUAGAGGAACAGAAAAAGGAAAUGGAUGAUUUUCUGGGCACAUUUUGUAACAGUCUCCACCAAUUACAAGAAAAUACAAUUUCUUCCUUGGCUGACUUACAAAAGCGGUGUGAAAAUUUAACAGAAGAGCUGAAGGAAAUUAAGAAAAUCCAUUCACAGGAACUUUUCCAGUUAAUCAAUCUUUGGGGAGAGAGGUUCUGUGCUUUGGAGGAAAAAUGUGAAAAUAUCCAGAAGCCACUUUGUACCAUUCAAGAAAAUACAGAGAAGAAGUCUAAGGAUAUAAUCAGGAAAACAAGAUCUCAUAAUACAAAAUUUUGUGCUGAUUCAGAUGGUUUGUCCCAGGAACUCAAGCAUUUUCAUCGAGAAGGCACAGAUUUGGUUGAGGAGUCCGUGAAACACCUUGAUAAACUCAGUAGCAACCUUGAGUUAAUAACCCAACACACAGAACAGAGAUGCGAGGCUCUGAAUACAAGUACACUUUGUUUUUCAGAAGAGUGGGUAUCUUGCCUAAAUAAAAGAGAGGAGGAACUUCAAAACUUAAUGCAGAUACAUGUUGAUGAAGAAGUACUCAUGUCUCAAAGUCUGGAAUUUAAUGACAACAUAAAAAUUGGCUUGACUAAACUUAAUAGCUUUCUGCAAGAAGAACUUAAACUAGAUGUCGCAACAGGUACAACACCACAGAGGAAAAAUUACUCGUAUCCAUCACUGUUGGUGCGAACCAGACCACGUGAACAGCUUCUUGAUCAGCUAAAAAGAAAAGAUCCAGAGCUAUUAAUGGUGCCAAAUACUUUUGAGGGUAAAGAAGAGGCCAGUCAGGACGCGGAUGAAGAAAAGUCCGUUCUGGAGAGUACCAUAGAAGAACCUCAAAGUCAAGAGCCUUCUGUGGAUACCAGUGUGGAUUGUUCUUCGAAUGGCGGGGUUCCAUUUUUUAAGCGUAAAAAGCCACAUGGAAAAGACAAAGAAAACAGAGGCAUUAACCCAGUGGAGAGGUCUAAAGUGGAAGAAAAUACAGAACCAUUUGCAAAAAGCAAAUUGCCUCUUCGAGCCUAGUUUAAUCUUUAGUUGACUUGAGGAUUGGUAUUGCAUAUUUUCAUAAAAAUAAGAACUAUAAACCCAGAACUUGAGCCUUGUGUACAGAUUUAAAACUAAAAAGAUCAAGGCAGUACUGUAAAUUUGACUUUUUUAAUGUAUCUAUUUGUCUGUCAUCCUCCUUUUUAUUGUGUGUAAGUAGGGUUUAAUUUGGGAUCUAUAUUGAGUAAAUAUGAGUUUUAAGCUUUUGAUAUAAUCAUUUCAUAGAUAAUAAAAUUUUUCU